This is a messenger RNA of Cetraspora pellucida, 465 nucleotides long. NCBI's taxonomy places the organism in Eukaryota, Fungi, Glomeromycota, Glomeromycetes, Diversisporales, Gigasporaceae. The record is from the annotation of a GenBank genome assembly.
AUGGACGACGAAAUCACGAAAGAGUCGAAGAGAUUCAGUAUAAUUAAAAUUAUCAAAGAAGAGGCUCAAGAUGCACAAAUACACAAGGAAGCUUUAAGCAAUGCACCGACUUACGAAUACGAUAUUCUUUAUGAAAAUCAACGAGGUUCUAAUGCAUUGAAUCAGGCUGAUCCUCAGCCUUGGUCUGACAAAAAUCAAAAAUUCUCUCCAAUGGAUAUUUACACUUAUCAAUUGCCAAAUCCAACGUGGGAAUGGGUUCAUAAAGAAUGGUUGGUUGAUAUGUCUGGCGACGUGGAUGAAGAAGGGUGGGAGUAUGCUCCCGAUUUCCAUUUUCCUUGUUGGCAUGGUUGCUAUCAACCACUCCGUUCAUUUGUUCGUCGAAGACGUUGGGUACGAUUGCGUCGUCAAAAGGUCGGGUCCGAUUUCCGAGGUAUUCAUGUGACCGACGACAAGACUUCCCUGUAG